CACAGGGAUAGAUCGUGACGUCCGCCUGAUGCUCAAUCGACCACUCCCCGCCAUUGUCCGUAUAAGUACAGCGUUUAUUAUGCCUGUUUUUCUCACGUGUCUCCUCGUGAUCAGUGUCUUUACAUACAAGCCGCCGUCCUUUGGAGAGUAUAACUACCCUGUGUAUGCCCGGGCUAUAGGAUGGUGUUUUACAAUGUCUUCCCUAUUACCAGCUCUUGGUUAUUCUGUUUGGGUCAUAGUGAAAGCAGAUGGACCAUUUAGACAGCGGAUCAGACAUCUUGCACGCCACACAAUGCAGUGGGUUCCAGCCAGUGUGAAUGUCGAGGACAUCUACAGAGACUCGGAACGUUCAGCGGAAUUUACCUGGAAACAACUGUUCUGGUUUAAUCUUACAGGACGAGGUGGCAUUGUUAUAAAGGACUGUGGGGACUCUGUACCAAUGUUGUAGGUGAUGUACGGGUAUAAUGUGCUAAUUAACAUCUAAAUUCCAAGUAACGUCACUAAUUUCAACGUCGGAGCAUUAAAAUUAUGGAAAAACAAUGAGAUGAUAUACGCAUAUAAACACAUACACCUUUUAUUUUUGAAUGAGUCGAUGAUAUGAAAGGCUGUUCACUUUCAUCAAAGUAAUGUGGAUCACUGUACAGUGGAACAAUCACCUUGGAUGGAUUAGAGAGUUUGAGGUAGCAUGAAUGGGUACAUGCAGAGGUAAAUUCAAAACAAAUUUUCAAUCGGAUACAGAAUGCAAAUGACAUAUUCAACUGAUCCAUUUAAACAUUUCUGUCAUAGAAACCGAGCCAAUAUAAGGAGAUGAAGCCUCAUCCAUGGCAGAUUACGUACAAAAUUCACGACAGCACAUGCUCAGCAAUUUAAUAGUUUUAUUCUUUUGUGCAAUGCCAUUUAAAAUUCGUAUUCUCUAUCAUCGAUUAAACGAAAUACACGACACGA
Messenger RNA from Pecten maximus, 945 nucleotides. Its product is annotated as sodium- and chloride-dependent glycine transporter 1-like. Gene Ontology annotation, cellular component: membrane. NCBI's taxonomy places the organism in Eukaryota, Metazoa, Mollusca, Bivalvia, Pectinida, Pectinidae. The record is from RefSeq and is a predicted model, not a curated record. The transcript has 3 exons. The coding region runs from base 29 to 448 and encodes 139 amino acids.